Gossypium raimondii (Peruvian cotton) is the source of this 1970-nucleotide messenger RNA. RefSeq names its product SUPPRESSOR OF GAMMA RESPONSE 1. The transcript has 7 exons. The record is from RefSeq and is a predicted model, not a curated record. Gene Ontology annotation, biological process: regulation of DNA-templated transcription. NCBI's taxonomy places the organism in Eukaryota, Viridiplantae, Streptophyta, Magnoliopsida, Malvales, Malvaceae. Bases 277 to 1587 code for a protein of 436 amino acids. Gene Ontology annotation, cellular component: nucleus. Gene Ontology annotation, molecular function: transcription cis-regulatory region binding; DNA-binding transcription factor activity.
CAAGUCAAGAGAAAAACCCGAAACCUCCUUUUAUUUAUCUCCUCUGUUACUGCUUUUACCCAUUUUCAGUACUACUAAUAAUAAAACCAAGUUUUCUCUUUAAUUUCUACAGCAAAGAAACCACCUUUUACUGUCUUUUCUUAUUCCUUUUCGUACAGAGCAACGGUAGAAAUCCCACUAAUCCGGUUUCAAAUUUCAAAACUUAAAAAGAAUAUUCAAAUCCUUUACGAGAGCCAAAAGCUGAGAGAGAAGAAUAGAUGCUUUGAUUUUUAUGUCAUGGCUGGAACAUGGUUGGUGGAUGGUAACAGAAUUGCGUCCAAAAUCAGGAGUGCAUCUGAUCCUGGAAGGGUGACAUGGAACAGCAACCCAACCAGAUCUUGUCCUAAUUGCCAUCAUGUUAUUGACAACAGUGAUGUCAAUCAAGCAUGGCCAGGGUUACCUCGAGGUGUCAAAUUUGAUCCAUCUGAUCAAGAGAUCAUAUGGCAUUUGCUUACAAAAGUUGGUGUGAAAGAUUCAAAACCCCAUCCAUUCAUUAACGAAUUCAUCCCAACCAUUGAAAAUGAUGAUGGUAUCUGUUAUACACAUCCCCAAAAAUUACCAGGGGUUAAGGAAGAUGGAAGUGUAUCCCACUUCUUUCAUCGAGCUAUCAAAGCUUACAAUACUGGGACUCGGAAACGUCGAAAGAUCCAUGGUGAUGAUUUUGGUGAUGUCCGCUGGCACAAGACUGGUAGGACCAAACCAGUCUUUUUGGAUGGUGUUCAGGAAGGAUGCAAGAAGAUUAUGGUUCUCUAUAUGACCACUGUCAAAGGUGGAAAAUCUGAGAAAACAAAUUGGGUGAUGCACCAAUAUCAUCUAGGAACUGAGGAGGAUGAAAAAGAUGGGGAGUAUGUUAUUUCUAAAAUAUUUCAUCAGCAGCAACAACCCAAACAGGGUGAUAAAACUGAGCAAGAUUUACCUGAAACAACUGAUACAAUGAUUGUUAAAGUAGAUCCUGUGACUCCAAAGUCUGUGACACCUGACCCACCACGAACAGGGAGGCAAUGCGAUGAAUAUGACCAAGGACAGGAGUAUACCAUUCCUUGCAUCAAUCCCUCUGCUCAGGUAUUUUCAGCAAAGCACCCUACAACGCAGUAUGUUGAAGAUGAAGCUCAAGCUGAAUGCGAAAAUUCCAGUCUAAAUGAUCUACCUGCUCCAGAAAAUUAUCUUAAUGAGAUGUUAGAUAAUGAUGAUAAUAAUGAUAAUCAUGCUGAGGAAGAUUCAAAGUGGUGGGAUGGUGAGUCGCAGUUUUUGUUGGAUUCACAACAGCUUGUGGAAGGGCUGUCUCUUUGUGAUGAGUUUCUUCAGAGUCAGUCUCCAAGGAGGGAUGCUGAUGGUAAUGAAGGAAUACUAGAUGGCAAACCUCGUCUUUCUGAUUAUGCUCAGUUAGGAGCAGAGCAUCUUAAGAAGGAUCUGGAGGAGUGUCAAAACCUGGAAGAUGAUCCAACCAACAUAGAGCUGGAUACACCACCUGAGUUCCGCCUGAGUCAGCUUGACUUUGCAUCACAAGAUAGCUAUACUGCUUGGGGUGUGAGCAAGGUGAUUGACUAAAUACAUUUGUCAUGGAUCAUGAAGAAGUACGUGGUUAAAUAUUUUGUGAACACUGUACCAUAUGAAUCAUCAUUAUUUUGGGGCUAUGUCAACUGUAAAUUUUGGUGGGAAGCUUGAACCAUGUCUAAUGAUGGCAGAGAUACUAUUGACAUUUUGCCUGUGGGAGUUGCUGUUUUUGUGACUUCAAAUGUAACCCUUCUGUUCAGCAAUGGGUCGAACAUAUAGUUAAGAGCUUCGAACAUGGGAUACUAAUGCCCCUAUGAUCUCUAUUCUUAUCGUAGCAAUGAAGCUUUGUGUUAGUUUGGUGUAUAAAUCUAUGUUCACCAUUUGUUUGUACUGCGCAUCAUAUAAAUGGGGAUUCCUUUCCUUUUAUAGUUUCAUAA